Molecule: messenger RNA, 2059 nt
Organism: Rhincodon typus (whale shark)
Lineage: Eukaryota; Metazoa; Chordata; Chondrichthyes; Orectolobiformes; Rhincodontidae
Product: nuclear factor NF-kappa-B p105 subunit-like
Exons: 12
Coding region: 5-1393 (462 amino acids)
Biological process (GO): canonical NF-kappaB signal transduction; innate immune response; regulation of transcription by RNA polymerase II
Cellular component (GO): cytoplasm
Molecular function (GO): RNA polymerase II cis-regulatory region sequence-specific DNA binding; DNA-binding transcription factor activity, RNA polymerase II-specific
Source: RefSeq, a predicted model, not a curated record
CAAGAUGGCGGCCGCUGGGGAAACUCCCACGCAUUUUGGUUGCCAGGGUCAGCCUCAUACUGCCCUCUCACGGAGGCACAGGGCUUACCCCUUCCUCCUUCCCAUCCUUUCUAUUCCCACCAACCGCUGCUCGAUAUUGCUGUUGUUGUUUCGAAGGAGAACCCACCGCCAGCAGAUGGAGAGUAUGAAUCAUUACAAUAACGCAGACAUUGACUUUGUUCUCAGCUGUCAAGAUUUGAACUAUUCAGAUCCUUCUCCACAUUUCAGAUGUGAUCCCUAUAUUGAAAUAAUUGAACAGCCAAAACAGCGAGGUUUCCGCUUUCGUUAUGGAUGUGAAGGACCAUCUCAUGGUGGCUUGCCAGGAGUCGCAAGUGAAAAGAACAAGAAAACAUAUCCAACAGUGAAGAUACACAAUUACACUGGACCUGCCAAAAUUGUUGUACAGUUAGUGACCAUUGAUGAGCCUCCACUUCUGCAUGUACACAGCCUAGUGGGAAGACAAUGUGAAAAUGGAAUCUGUGUAAUUCAAAUGGAUUCUGACGACAUGACUGCUAGCUUUCCCAACCUUGGAAUCCUUCAUGUCCCUAAGAAGGAUGUAGUAGCAAUUAUAGAACAACAGCUGAUUAAGUCUUGGACUUCUGAUGCCCAAAAUGGGAAUGCUUCACUUCCUAAUGGAAAUAGUGAAAAUGAAAUGGAAUUGCAACAGAAACAACUAAAGAAAGCACCUAAUGCAUCAAGUCUGCGAAUAGCGAGAAUGGCCAAAACAGCUGGGAGUGUGAUGGGUGGGGAUGAAGUCUUUCUGCUGUGUGAUAAAGUUCAAAAGGAUGAUAUUCAGGUACGCUUCUAUCAAGAAGAUGAGAGUGGCCAUAUUUGGGAGGCAUUUGGAAAAUUUGGUGCAGCUGAUGUUCACAGACAGUUCGCUAUUGUUUUCAAGACGCCAAAAUAUUUUGACAUUCACAUUACAAACCCUGUCUCAGUGUUUGUCCAGUUACGUAGACGUUCUGAUGGUGAAACCAGUCAACCUAAACCAUUUAUAUAUUACCCACAUAAAAAGAACAAAGAACACAUUCAGAAGAAAUGGCAUAAAGCUUUAUGUAAUUGUACAGAUGACUUUGAGGAUACAACAGAAGGUCAACGGGGAGUAUAUAGCGAUGGUCUGGGAAGGGAAAUGACAGUUUUAAAAAGACCUGGAUUUUUCAUAUCACCUUCAUAUACAGAGAAAGAUGAGAAUACAGAAGGUUUACAGUUUCCUGUGGAUAAUGAUAUAAUGACCUAUUUUCCUGCAUCUGAGCUGCCAGGUUAUGGGGAAAUUAAAAAAACCAUUGGCUGUAUACAAUCACAUGCUAACAACACAGGAUACCCGGAACAAUGUAUAAGUUCUCUGUCAGGUUGAAGAACUUUCAUAGCAAUAAUGUUUAUGCUCAGAGUUAAACAGGAUCAAUGAAAUAUAUAGCAACACUAUAUGUUUCAUAAAUCAUCAAUAACAGACAUUUCAUGGUUGUAUAGCAAAAUAAUAUAUAUCUAUAUCUUUACAUAAAGUUAUGUGUAAUUAAAUGAGCAUGCUAUUUUGAGAGACAUCAUUGUAAAUUGCAAAAAGACUCUUAAAAAUGUAAGUUUGCUAUUAGAAAAAAAAAGCUGGUCAUAUUUUUGGUAAAGCUAUGGAAUGAUACUAUGAAAUUUCCACUACAAGUUUAUGAUGUUGAAUACUUGUGUAUAUUUCGCUUGGAAUGAUCUGAUAAUUUUUCUGAUCAUGCUUUAGUGUCUUUAGCAUUGAAAUCAAAUUUGAUUUCAAACUUCAACAUUGUCUUGCAAAAUAUUUUAAAUAAAUCGGUAAGAAAUAUUAAACUAAUACCUUGCACAUCAAAAUCUGAUGCUAAUCAGAGCUCAACUGUCUUAAUUUAAUCUAUUUCAAAUAAUUUUAAUGAUCAUAUGCUAACUUAGGCACAGUACAUGGUAAUUAAAUCUGUUGCAUGAAUAUCUUUCUGAAAGCCAAUUGUAAAAUGUAUACAGUCCUGUUAUAUUUUAACAGUCAAGAAAUUAAAGUAUUACUUUCGGAAAA